Messenger RNA from Pocillopora meandrina, 1563 nucleotides. NCBI's taxonomy places the organism in Eukaryota, Metazoa, Cnidaria, Anthozoa, Scleractinia, Pocilloporidae. The record is from the annotation of a GenBank genome assembly.
AUGCCAUCAUUUUCACCUUUUCAGUAUAAAUCACGAAAUGAGAACCAUCCUGCAGAGCGAUGGAUUUUAAAUCAAAAGAGCGCGAUAGACUUACGAGUGAUAAGCAGCUGGCCUGUAACCCUAAGCAGCCCACUCUCUAGCCAUGAGAUGAUCAUCUCACAGCUGGAGCUUGGGCUGCCUGUGCUGUCACUGGCUAUCAAUCAGGGCUUUGCCAAUAAACUUAUGUCCAUAACUUCGUUUUAUCCUGCAGUAUCCGCAUUUUUUGAAGCUCGAUGAGAUUGCCGAAAAGUGCCCAGUAUUUAGUAAAGGUGUUUGCCCAUAUGGAGGUCUGACUGAUAAGCUCAAAGACAUCACUGGAAACUGCCCCGCUUUCAAAGAUAGAUGCCCUUUCAAAAGCCUGAAGACCAUGGGUGAGUACUUGGACAAACUGGCCCAAAUGCGAGACAAAGGCAGUUGCAAAGGUCGCGCAGCAUUCCAAAAGUUGAUGAAAAGGGUGCUUGAGGUCUCCGAGGAGGCUGAGAGGAAAUCUGCACCGUGGUCCUUCCCUCCAAAUACCUGCCCAAUCUUCGCGCAUGAUACUCAUGGAAAGCGUAUUGUACCAAAGUACGAGUAAGCUUAAAUCUUAAAUAAUACUAUGAAGGGAAGCGUUGUUCGUUUCUACAACAACAAAUUCACGGAUGCAGCGUAACAUACAAAUGAAGUUCUUUUGUGUUUAUUUGUGACUUUCUUAACAAUAACAGAUGAGAAAACUUGGUAAAAGAAUGUCGAUUGUCGCGUUUGACAUGUCGGUAAAAGGUCAAAGCUCCAUUUUGUUGUUAGACACGAACAACGCAACAACGCUUCGCUUUGUUGUUGGCAACGAACAACGCUUUGAAUCGUUGCUCAAACAUAUUUCAAUUCCGACCAUACAAUCGAUUUCUGUGUAGUCAAAGUCUUCAUUUUUUUUUUAAAAAUAAUGAUAAUACUAAUAAAUCUUACAGUACUCGACAAUACACCGUGAUAUAAUACAUUACUUACAAUACUGCUUACUUGCACUGAUAACAAUACACAAUAUCACUUACGGCUAAUUACAUACAUUACUUACAGUAUUUACAAUACUGGUUACUUACACCACUGGCAAUUACAACACUUUUCUUACAUUAUUCACAUCUCUUUUUUUUUCCUAAAUUAUUUUUAUUAUUAUUUCGCAAUAAGACAUGAUAUGGACUUCUAGUUUUUUUGUUUUUUACCCUAUAUGUACAAGAUUACAUUUAUUUAAUGUAAAAUUGUUUAUAUUACUUGAUUGCUUAUAACUAAAUGAAAUACCAAUGCGAUAAAUUUAAUAAAACACGAAAAAAAAAAAGAACACACGAAGAGGUUUGUUGACAAUAUUUGUAUUUGACUACCUUGAAUUAAAUUCUCAAUUUUCCAUUGCAUUUUUAUCUUAUUUAUAAAUUUUAAAUUAUUGAGAUUUUUCUCAUUAAUUUUACAACUAUAUAUGUACCUUUUUGUUAGUAGGAUAAGCAAAUCCAGUUGGCGUCGGAGGUCAUCGCUAACAGCAGGAGGGGGGUAAUUCUGAAGUAA